GUUGAAUUGCAGGGUUACUGAGUGACAUUUUUAGUAAAGCAAAGCGUAACUGAGACUUAGUAUGGAAGACCAAGGUAACCAGAAACCGUUCAGCUUUAGCUUUGGGAAAGAUGAUGGCAAGCCAACGCCGUCAUUUUCAUUCAACGCCCAAAAUCAGUCCAACAGCAACAAACCAUCCCUCUUUUCUUUUGGCUCAGCUCCAGAGAAAAAUGAUAGUAAAAAGCCUAAUGGCUUUGGCUUUAAUUCUUCCAAUUUCAGCAUCCCUGUGAAAUCCAUGGCAGCAAACCCUCCCACAGAAAGAUUGAAUUUCUCGUCAGAAACUGCGGUUCCAAAUAACACCUUACCCUCCAUACCGCCAGCAUCCAAAUUACGUAGUAUGACUAGCAACAGUGAAAAACAACCAAAGAGCUUUCAGGGGUUUGAUUUUGGAGCAAAAAAGCAAGAACCAACUACACAGGAAGUCAACCCAGCCAAUUCUACUGAGGGAAACUUAAUAAGCAACGAGACCAUUAAGAAUGACACCACGGACGAAAAUCACAAACAACAAAAAGAGAAAGAGAAUGAUUUUUUGAAAAGCUACCAAGUACCUUCAGCUGAAUCUUUCAUUCAUGAGGAUGAUGACCUGGUCGAUAAUGAUGACGACAAAGCUGAGGAGUUUUAUGAUAUGGAUAUUGAUGAAAAGACCAAUCUGCCGAUCAGAAGGUUGAAUUAUGAGGAGGAUGCAAAAUCUCGUUUAAGUAAAGGUGAACAUUUAAAAUUUGCUGUAUCAUCCAAGACUGAACAAGGUAUGUUGUUUGUUACUGAAGCUGAAGAUAAAGUAGCAGCAAAGAGCAGCAGCCAAAGCAAUUUUAAAAAGGAGAAGACAAAGCUCUUUCCUUUUGAGCUGAUACCUCAAUUGGACCAGUCCUCAGAAUAUAGAACAUUUUUGAAUAACCUUUACAAAGAAUUUGAGCCAUUGCUAAAGGAUAGAAAAUACAAACAUUAUUUAGAGCCUGAAAAUGAUGAGUAUAUGCAGAUAGGAGUAGUGUCAACGAUAAAACAUAACAGAGAAGAACGUCAGAUAUUUUUGAGAAAGCUCAUGUCGUUUACCCUAAACUACUUACAGACUCUAAUCAAGGAGAAGAUGACGAGCGAUUUUGGCAGCUUCAGUGAUCAAUGGGUAGUCAACUACGAGGAGAUUAUCAAUGUAUUGUACCUACUAAAUGCACUUCAUUUUGGAAGCGAAGAUGAGACUAUUGUAUUAUUUCAGCAGUGGAUUGAGAGGAUUGAAAUCCAGCCUGACGACGAACUUCUAGCGUCGGUUUUCCAGGAUUCUGAUAAACCAUACCAGAACAUGGCGUUCUGGUCUACCUAUGUGAAGAAGUUGCUGCUGAGGUGUUCUUUUUCCCAAUUGGUGAAUGACUUGAAUGCUUCCCAAUACGAGGAGCUUAAGGACAGCGACAACGAGCUUUUCUUGCUAGUGGAAGACUUCAUCAGUCUCAUCGAAUCGUAUGACCCUGUUUUGUUCUCAUCAGAUGUCUCUGCGUUUUUGAGAUGGAAGAAGGUAGCGGUUGAACUAAGAGAGGCAGCCAACAACGUCUAUGCAAAGAACGUGAUGAUCCACAGCGAGCUUCUGGAGCUCCUCAGCAUCCUAGCGGGCUCUUCCCACACGAUUGACGACAGUUCCAGCUCGUGGUACGAGUGUUUUGUGGGUCACUUCGUCUACCAGAUGCCGAGCAAAAAGCUGAUUCCGGAAUACAUUGAAAACGCUCUGGAGAUUGAUACUUACGAGAAACCGUUAGGAGGAAUCGAGUCUUGGGAUUCUAUCUGCGUGGAGUUGUUCAGGGGCAAGUACUUGACUGUCAUUGCCUCUCUCGAGGCAUUGGACAAGUCUAUUGGGACUUUUGUUGCCGUCCUUAUGGAGGCGUCCGGGUUGUUGGAGCGGUACUCGAAGGACAUUCCGGGUGACAACGUGAUCGACAAGAGGAUCGCUAGCAAGGGCAUCAGCAGCAACAUUGACAGAAUGGUGGAGGACCUUGCUCUCACGUACCUCAAUAGCCAGGAACUGUUUGCCAUCGGUGUGGGCAUCCUUGUGAGCGUCGGAAGCAACAAGAGCCGAGAGAUUCUUUCGGAGAUGCUUCCAACGUACGAGAUCAAGGACUCGGACGACCUCGAAUGGGUGCUCUCGGUCUGCUCAAAGCUGAAGCUCACGCAGACGCUGCGCACCAUCCAGCAGAUGCAGGGAGAGCGGUUCUACGAGAAAAGGCUUAUCCCAAAUGCUCUUAGCUGCUUUGCCGAGUCCAGUCUGCCCGAGAAGGUUGUCUCCACCGUGUGGCGACUCUUCGAGGAUGCUCUCGUCAACGGCGGCCUCGAUGCCGGUCUUGCUUCCCAGUUGUUCGACAGCGACCUCAGCAAAAACAACACUAUUCUCAGACAGAGCUUGUCGCCGCUAUACACCUUAUACCAGCUGCUCCGCCAGGACAGACCUGACGAUCACGGUAAGUGGUUCCGCCGUCUGCAUGCCCUCCUCGAAUUUGCCUACCUCCCGGGCUUCUACAAGUGCGGCCUGCUCCUGCUGGUCUUCGACAACCUCAACAAGGGCGUCUUUGACAUGGCCAACCUUGUCGCCCUCAUCGAGAGCAUCAACCGCUACGAAAUGGACCUCCGUCGGGACACCGACCUGCUGUCUAAGUCGGCGUCCUUCUACUCCCUGCUUGUACACAGCCGGCCUGCCCCGGCAGAGACGGCCUACCCGGCAACACUCUCCGAGCUGCUUUUUAGCGUCCGCCGAGGUAUCGCCAUGGAUGUCAGCUUCACCUUCCUUGACGAUACCAUUUACUGAGGGCUCGACCGUCGCCGUGAUAAGGCCCGGAUCUUUCUUCCGGCUAACGCCUUGUAUUCCCGGCUGGAAAAGACCUCAGAUAAGAGACCGGCUCGAAACGCUCGCCGACGAGAAAAGCGCCGGGUCUUGUCGCUGUAUAUAGGGCGGACGACUUGCUGUUGGGUGGAGAAGAAGAUAGAGAUGAGGAGGACGACCCUGCCAUGUGUAUCUGUGUAGCUUUGUACAGCAUUCGUGCAUCGUGAAAUUACAAAAUGUCUGAUUACGACAACGUCAUCAAGUUAAGACAGACGAACCAACUCAAG
This is a messenger RNA of Pichia membranifaciens NRRL Y-2026, 3123 nucleotides long. RefSeq lists its product as hypothetical. Gene Ontology annotation, biological process: mRNA export from nucleus; positive regulation of DNA-templated transcription; protein import into nucleus. Gene Ontology annotation, molecular function: structural constituent of nuclear pore. Lineage: Eukaryota; Fungi; Ascomycota; Pichiomycetes; Pichiales; Pichiaceae. The transcript has a single exon. The record is from RefSeq and is a predicted model, not a curated record. The coding region runs from base 62 to 2821 and encodes 919 amino acids. Gene Ontology annotation, cellular component: nuclear pore outer ring.